GUGGUGCUGGCAUAGGUGGUGCGGCGGCGGCGAAGGAUCCCUUAGUCAGCCGCACAGUCGCCUCACCAUACCACUUGACAUCGCCUGACAUAAUAACUUACACACUAGUCGCCUCCACCCACCCAUCCCCCCACCGCUGGUGCCGUAGCUCGGGGCCGUGGAAACGACCAAAGGGAUAGCCCCGCCCCGGGAAACCCACAGCGAUAAGAAGCAAGACUUCGUCACAUAGCCUUCCAACUUCGGAGCUAUUCCGUCUCCAACUUACCCAACAACCACAAAGCAAUGACCGCAACCUCCGCCGCCGUAGUCGGGAGCACCGGGCUGGUGGGCUCGCACAUCCUCUCGCAGCUCCUCGCGCACCCUCAAAUCAGCACCGUCGCCACACUCCUCCGGCGCUCGCCUCCGCAACCCAUCGCCGAUCCCUCCAACAAACUCCGCACCACCGUCUCCCCCUCCAACGAAACGUGGGCCUCCGAGCUACCUGGGAUCCUCUCCUCGACCUCCAGCCACAUCCUCUUCUCGGGCCUCGGCACCACGCUCGCGGCCGCCGGCUCCGCCGAAGCCCGCAGAAAGGUCGACUUCGACCUGAACCUUGCGGUGGCGAAGGCGGCCAAGGCCGCCGGCGUGACAACGUACGUGCUGAUCUCAAGCGGUGGGGCGCAUGCGCAGAGCAUGGUCGGCUACGCCGCGAUGAAGGGGGAGCUCGAGGACGAGGUGUCGGCGCUGGGAUUCGAAAAAUGUGUGCUCCUCCGCCCGGGAUUGAUCGUCGGCGAGAGGGAGAGCAAGAGGACCCUUGAGCAGCCGCUGCAUUCGGUUGCCAACUUUAUGGGUUGGUUGAGUCCCGCUAUGAAGAACUGUUGGGCGCAGGAUGCGGGCACCAUUGCCCGUGCGGCGGUGAGGGCCGCCCUGGAGGAGGAUGUCUGGACCGGGAGACAAACGAAGGAGGGGAAGAAUGGCGGGAAGGUCUGGGUUAUGGGUCAGGCGGAGAUUGUGGAGUUGGGGCUGGAGAAGAAGUAGAAAUGGUGCCGUGCCGUGCAACGUGGAAUCUCACGUCAGACUUCCACUCCAAAUCCCCCCACGGGUAUUACUUGUAUGAGUAUUACUUGUAUGAGUAUUGCUGGUACGAUGUACAUACCUCACGAGCCAAGAAGCCUGUUUACCAUAGCGGUUUCCUAUAUCUAUCAUCGAUCAAGUCUACGAAUUUGCACAUCGCAGAUCACUCCCGCCAAAGCAAGGAGCAUCGAGUGAUAUACAGACCAUAGAACCCUUAUACUAUGAGGUGACGCAGGG
Messenger RNA from Tricharina praecox, 1290 nucleotides. RefSeq lists its product as uncharacterized. Gene Ontology annotation, cellular component: cytoplasm. The record is from RefSeq and is a predicted model, not a curated record. The coding region runs from base 283 to 1017 and encodes 244 amino acids. Gene Ontology annotation, biological process: import into nucleus. The transcript has 2 exons. Lineage: Eukaryota; Fungi; Ascomycota; Pezizomycetes; Pezizales; Pyronemataceae.